AUGAUAAAGAAGAAGAUUACGUUUCUUAAUAAAAAAUAUCAGCUAGGCUAAUCUGAGGAUGAGAAAACACCAGACACAGCCUUGACUCCACUUUCUAUAAAAGAAUAAUUACAAAGUGAUGAUUCGGAUACUGGUACACCUAGUAAAAUGGCUCUAACUCCCUUAAAAAUGUCUAAAUUCAAAAUAUAACACGAAAAAAGCAAAUCUUCUUUCGCUCACGGUGGCAGGGCUUUGGUUAAUAGGCGAGACAUAUUUGCAGAGCAUCCAUUUAGAUAGUUGAUAUUUGGAUAAAGAACAACAUAGGAGACCCUACUCAAACAUAUUGAAUAUACAAAAAGAGGGGUUACUUAUGCUGCUAAGUCUUUGAAACCUCCAUCAGAGAAAUUUUUAUAGCAGAAGUAAGUAGACAUCCCUUUAAAAGACAAGGAGAAAAAAAUAUUGAUAUUAGAUUUAGAUGAAACAUUGAUACAUUCUUGUACAAGCAAGGAGAAAUCUUAAGUUUAGUUAAAAACUGAGGAUGGACAAUUACUUAGAUUCAACGUGCGACCAUAUUUAGCAUAUUUUCUUGAUUGUUUAUCUACUUUUUACCAGAUAUUCAUAUUUACCGCCUCUUCCCCAUCAUACGCUUUAGCCUUAGUUGAUUACAUUGAUCCACUAGAGGAUAAAAUCUUAGGGAUAUUUACUAGAAAUCAUUGUCUCGAAACAAAGAAUGGUUACUUUAUUAAGGAUCUUCGUAUCCUUAGAGAUGUUGAUUUGAAAAACAUCAUAAUCGUUGACAAUUUAACUCACUCUUUUGGAUUUUAAUUAGAGAAUGGUAUUCCUAUUCUGGAAUGGACCGAUGAUGAAAAGGAUCAGGAGUUGAAAUACUUGGUUGACUACUUAAUUGAGGCCAGUUAAUGUGAAGAUGUUAGAGAUUUUAAUAGAGAAAAGCUCAAAUUACAUGAUCUUAUUGAUUAUAUUUUCUGA
Molecule: messenger RNA, 966 nt
Organism: Paramecium tetraurelia
Lineage: Eukaryota; Ciliophora; Oligohymenophorea; Peniculida; Parameciidae
Exons: 2
Molecular function (GO): phosphoprotein phosphatase activity
Source: RefSeq, a predicted model, not a curated record